CCAACUCUUAAGAUCACACGAACUAAGAACUCUUAUUCCCGGAGCUCGUAUGUGCUUACCAGGACGCGGGCCCGUCCUACUUCAGAUCCCGCUACGCACCAUCCACCAUCUCAUUCGCCAAGGUCCGAUUCUUCUAAACUGAUACAGCCUAUCAUCCAGGAUGCUCCCAACUUGUCUCCUGCAUCAACAGCUGUCUCCUCUAUCAGUUUAGUCGAAUUGUCCUCUGGACACAAUGAUGCCGACCUACUUGCCGAGGGCUUGGAGCAAUCUGCUUGCAUGGACUCGAUUGCCAUGUUGGACACAGGUUACCCAGAUGGCGAACAUAUGGAUCUUGAGACAAUUGCCUUUCCUGGGCCUUAUGCUGUCGUUUUAAUCCCUUUGUCUAAAGGGUCUCAGUUAGUUCACACUUCGAACAGCCCUCAACUAUGCUCUGAUACCCCGAACUUGCUUGAAGCAGCUGAUAUUGAGCAAUCUGAGCCUUGUAUUCCGAGUACCGACCAUAUCCCUGGUUCACCUGAUAAUGUUGUGGAGUACACUGAGAGUGACAGCAGGGAAAUUGCUAUUGAGAGUGGGAAUUCGGACACGGAGGCGAAAAGCAUUACAGUAUUAUCACCCAGGUGUUUAUCUGUAACAGCUCAGCAUGAAGAAUUGAGCUUGUUAGAUGAGACUGCUUCUUAUAGUUGUGACGCUGGACUCCAAGCGCCCUUGGCACUUUGGCGGCCAAUGGAGGCCGAGGCUAGUAAUUCUUUACACAUGGAAUCGUUCUCAGAAUUAUUGCCCACCUGUCCUCCAUUAUCUUACUCUUUAGGUGAAUCGAAUUCUGGACUAAUGGCUUACCUUGUGUCGACAAAAUCUCCUGAACCGUUAGGUCAAUUACCAGGGUGGUCAAAUACCAACCCAACUGAGCUAGAUGCAGAUAUUGAUAUCAAGUCUGAUUCUGAGGUAUCUGAAGAAGCUGUUAAUGGUGCUGGAGAAACGAAUGCUAAUGUGGACGAUGAGGGUUCUGUAAAAUGGGGCUCUAUCCCUCAAUCUUCUCAUCUUCGUGCCAACCACAGGUCUUUUCCUUCCAAUUCGUCUCACACUCCUCAUUCAGAUUCAUCUGAUUGCUCUAUUAUCUCUAAAGAAAACAGACCACCAGAUAUUUCUUGUUCCGAAGAAUGUACCACACACGCCAUCGAUUCUGGGCCCUUCCAGCAUAUGAGAAAGGGUAAAGGAGAAGGUGAUGCUGUGGAUAGAGAGGAUGGAAUAGAGGAAGAUGAGGCAGAAGAAGAAGAAGAAGAAGAGGAAGGAGAAGAGGAAGAAGAAGAAGAAAUUGAGGACUAUGACGAAGGGGAUGAAGAUGAUGCUAAGAUCAGAUGUCAGGAUGCAGAUACAGAAGUGCAGGAAGAUUUGACUCCACUAAACCAUAUUCCAGACGUGAAAACCUGUCUUUUACCCUUUCCAGGAGGUUACAAAGAACUCGCCUCACCCCAGUUUCCAUCACCAGAUCACUUACCCUCUGUCGGAUCGAUCUCUGGCUCCGUUUAUUCUAAUUUAAUUUUCUCUUCUGAGCCGGCUGGCGUUAGUUCAUCCGGUCAGGCUGAUGGGGACGAGGUGGCUCCUGGAAUUGGAUUCAUCAGACUUGAUAACCGAUCUACAGCCUAUAUCUCUGAUCCUUGUUCUGCUAAGCUAACAGACUACCAGAUGUCAGCUAUGUUCCAGGCUAAUGGCUCGGCUGCAGGUUUUUUUCCUAUAGAACCGGAAGUUAUAACUGGACCCUCUAUGUCUGACUGUGGGAGUGGCAGUGCUGCUGCUGAUUGCGGUAGCAGUGACUCUGCUGCUCUUUCAUGGCCCACUCGUCAGGAAUCGAGGCCGACUAGGCAAGUAAUAUACCAUCUUUCUGGUGUCUCGGAACCUUUCAUCGCACCUCCCAAUGACUCUAUUGUCUCAGACGCCUCAAGUCGGACUACUGGCUUGACAGAAAUUAGUCCCAUGAAGAUACACUGCCAAACGGAAUUAUUGACUCCAUCUGCUUUUUUAAUGCCAGCCUCGCAGUCUAACUGCGCCAAAAGUACCGUCGCUAUCCAAUCGAGCUGUUGCAACGAUGGAAUCACUAGCGCGAUAGGUUCUCCCACAACAUCUUCCACAGUCCCUUCUAAAAAUGCAGUCCCUUCUGACCCACCAUCCAGCAUAAUCUCUAGCUCAAUUAGCUCUACAUGCACUCCUGCAUUAUGCAACAGUCAUAUACUGUCUGCCGACCUUCCAGUUGAAAGAGAGCUUACUUUGAUGUCGCACGGUACGACCUGCGACGCCCCAAUUUGCUCAGACAACAGCACUUUGAGUGAUUGUAAUGGCCAGUUUUGCCACUGCAUAUUUGACGACCAUUACCAGCACCACGGUCAUAACGGACAUCAAAACCCCCAUAACCAUCAUCACAACCAGCAGCAUAUGAUACAGACUCCUCAUAACCAGAUUGAUUUUCAAUCGAGACCUUCCUCUAAAAAACAAGAUAACUUCGCCUCUAGUCAGCCUCAAGCGGGCCAAGAAAAUUUAGUUACAGAUUCCGCAGCACAUGAAAGCCCUUCUUCAUUACAUACACAGACCUCUUCAGCCCUGGGAGAUGAACAAAAAUGUUCCAAUUUCACUGUGGGCUACUUGAUAGGACAGCAGACGAGUCUAUCACUCCAAGAGACACCUGCUUUGCGAUAUUUCAGCCAGCCAACGUUUGCUUCAUUUGAUUCUUCAUCCUCACCCAGGAGCUAUCUAGUGCACAACCCCUCUUCUUCUAACUCUUCAAAUUUGCCAUCUUCUCAGGCAAUUGACUUCUGCCUAGCUGCACCAAAUACUUCAUCGCAUUACCCUGGCGCUUUCACGCCUCAACAAAUAAAUGAGUCUCGCUUUCACUGUUCAGACCAUGACGAAGUGCGCUCACAUCCCACAGUAGAUUUUGGAAGCGUCGCUUCCGUUGUUUCCCAGCAACAGCAGCCCAAAAUAAAGCAGCAACAACAAGCCCAUUCCACUUCAAAAUUUUCUUUCUUACAACCGCCCUAUUUGCCUGAGGAAUCACAUUUUCACUCAUUUUCAGACUCGAUCUCUGAAUCUGCCGAUCUCUCUCAGCCUGCCGUUUUGCAGACAGACUUUCCAGUGUCCUCCUCUCCUUUAUUUACAUCAGGCCAUCAUGAUCCUUUAUACACUCAUAAUCAGUACUACAGCACAGAUCACAGUCAAAACUAA
Molecule: messenger RNA, 3213 nt
Organism: Protopolystoma xenopodis
Lineage: Eukaryota; Metazoa; Platyhelminthes; Monogenea; Polystomatidea; Polystomatidae
Source: the annotation of a GenBank genome assembly